Molecule: messenger RNA, 1441 nt
Organism: Quercus robur (English oak)
Lineage: Eukaryota; Viridiplantae; Streptophyta; Magnoliopsida; Fagales; Fagaceae
Exons: 3
Coding region: 1-1260 (419 amino acids)
Source: RefSeq, a predicted model, not a curated record
AUGCGUCACUUUGUUCGAGUUCCGUUGGCAAUACUAUUACUGGCAUUAAGCAUAACAUGCUCACAUGCUUUCAGGAAAUAUAGACAACCUGAGAUAAAAUCUGCAGUUUUCCUAUCCCCUAAGUUUGAAUUGGAUCCUGGAUCAGUGGUGAAUAGAAAUUACUACUACAUUGAGUUCCCAAGAGGUCAUAUUGCUAUCAAGGGUUUCAAUGCUGAAGUAGUUGAUGAAGCAGGGCAUCCUGUCCCUCUUCACGAAACUUAUCUACACCACUGGGUCCUUGGAAGAUUUCAUCAACGUCUAAAUGCAACAAAUCCCGAGCAGGAUUAUAUUCUCGUGAGGAACAGUGGAAUAUGCCAGAAACAAGUUGUUUACCAGUAUUAUGGCCUCGGAUCUGAAACCCGAGGAACAAACACAGAUGUACCAGAUCCUUUUGGAAUAGAGGUUGGUAAUCCUGUUGAUAUUCCUGUUGGGUAUGAGGAGGCGUGGUUUCUUAAAGUCCAUGCAAUUGAUACUCGGGAAGUGGAAGAUAAGUUGGGAUGCACCGAAUGCAGGUGCGAACUAUAUAAUGUUACAAAGGAUGAAAAAGGCCAGCCCUUAAGACCAGACUAUAAAGGAGGUUUAUCAUGUUGUUAUGAUCACACACAAUGCAGAUUGAGAGAAGACUCUGUGGGUGCUACGAGAAACCUUUACAUGAGAUAUACGGUGAAGUGGCUUGAUUGGAAUGAAUUUAUUGUGCCUGUCAAGAUUUAUAUAUUGGAUGUCACUGAUACUUGGAAACGAUUGGCCAAUUCAACAGGACAAAAUUCAGAACAUGAAUGCCAUGUUGAGUAUGACAUUGAGUCUUGUAGUGCAUCUGGUAAGGCUGAUAAUGGGUGCACUGACUCCAAAAGGGCAAGUCUGGCUAUGCCAACUGGUGGCUAUCUCGCUUAUGGUGUGGCCCAUCAACAUUCAGGGGGUCUCGGUUCAGCUCUUUAUGGAGAGGAUGGACGGCUUUUGUGUUCUUCGAUGCCAACAUAUGGAAAAGGGAAGGAAGCAGGAAAUGAGGCUGGCUAUAUUGUAGGAAUGUCCACUUGUUAUCCUAAACCAGGCACCGUAAAGAUAAAUGAUGGGGAGACUAUGAUUGUGGAAUCUAAUUAUAGUAGCACCCAGAGCCACACAGGAGUCAUGGGGCUCUUCUACAUUUUGGUUGCAGAACAUUUGCCAAAGCCUGUGCUUUCCCGACGCCUUCCAUUUGCAAAGCCAGUUAAUAGUAAGGUAUAAAGCAUUUGCAUUGAUAUAGAAUGCAAAUGAUAAUAGAUAAAGCAGCAGUCUGAUUGUCGAAGACCGAUUGAUGCGUUGAUCAAUUAAAAUUUUUUAGCUAGAGUGAAUUAGUAUCUUUAACAGUGCUUAGCAUUUAGCAAUAUUAUGUCAAUAGAAAUAAGGCUGCUGGAUUCUUAAUGAA